Molecule: messenger RNA, 1689 nt
Organism: Euleptes europaea (tarantolino)
Lineage: Eukaryota; Metazoa; Chordata; Lepidosauria; Squamata; Sphaerodactylidae
Gene: MAPKAP1
Product: MAPK associated protein 1
Exons: 13
Coding region: 86-1651 (521 amino acids)
Biological process (GO): TORC2 signaling
Cellular component (GO): TORC2 complex; cytoplasm; plasma membrane
Molecular function (GO): phosphatidylinositol-4,5-bisphosphate binding
Source: RefSeq, a predicted model, not a curated record
AGCGGCGCCCACCAGGCCCGCACUCGUGUAGCUCAGCAUGGAGCAGAGAAGAUAGUAGGAGAAGGUGGAAGAAUUCCCAAACAGGAUGGCCUUCUUGGACAACCCAACCAUUAUCCUGGCUCACAUCCGACAGUCGCAUGUGACCAGCGAUGACACGGGGAUGUGUGAAAUGGUCCUGAUUGACCACGACGUCGACCUGGAGAAAUUCCAGCCUUCUUCGGCCAAUGGGGACAGUGGCUCAGAAACGCAGGGCAACAACGGCGAGUCUCAGGGUUACGUAUACUCCCAAUCAGUCGAUAUUACCUCAAGCUGGGACUUCGGCAUCAGAAGGCGGUCAAACACAGCUCAAAGACUAGAACGGCUACGGAAAGAGAGACAGAAUCAGAUAAAAUGCAAGAAUGUGCAGUGGAAAGAGAAAAACACAUCCUAUUCAGUCGAGGAGCUAAGCUUGCUUUUUGAGAAGAAGAACUUCAAAUUGAAGCCUCCACAUGCUGUGAAGUCGUCGAUCCUUUCGGUCCGGCUGGAGCAGUGCCCCCUGCAGCUGAACAACCCGUUCAAUGAAUACUCGAAAUUUGAUGGCAAGGGCCAUGUUGGAACAACCGCCACCAAAAAAAUUGACGUCUACCUCCCGCUGCACGCCAAUCAGGACAAGCUGCAGCCCAUGACCGUGGUGACGAUUGCCAACGCCAAGGUCCAUGACUUGAUCGGGCUUAUCUGUUGGCAGUACACGAGCGAAGGACGGGAGCCCAAACUGAACGACAACGUCAGUGCUUACUGUCUCCACAUUGCCGAGGACGAUGGCGAAGUGGACACGGAUUUCCCACCUUUGGAUUGCAACGAACCCAUUCACAAGUUCGGCUUCAGCACACUGGCACUGGUCGAGAAGUACUCAUCACCUGGCUUGGCCGCCAAACAGUCGCUCUUUGUCCGAAUAAAUGCUGCGCAUGGAUUCUCGCUUAUCCAGGUGGACAGCAUGAAGGUCACCAUGAAGGACAUCUUACAAAAGGCCUUGAAGCGGAGGAAAGGAUCCCAGCGAGGCUCAGGGCCUCAGUACCGGCUGGAGAAGCAGAAUGAGCCAAAUGUCCCUGUUGACUUGGACUGCACCUUGGAAAGUCAGAGCACUUUGGAGUUCUGCCUCGUCCGUGAGAAUAGUUCGAGAGGAGAGGAGAUCUCGGAGGAGGACCCACAGAUUGAUAUCGCUACUGUUCAGGACAUGCUAAGCAGCCACCAUUACAAGUCUUUCAAAGUCAGCAUGAUCCAUAGGCUGCGGUUCACCACAGAUGUUCAGCUAGGUAUCUCAGGAGACAAAGUGGAGGUGGAUCCUGCGACGAAUCAGAAAGCCAGUACCAAGUUCUGGAUUAAGCAGAAGCCAAUUUCCAUCGACUCAGAACUUCUCUGUACCUGUGACCUUGCAGAAGAGAAGAGCCCAAGCCAUGCAAUAUUUAAACUCACAUAUCUAAGCAAUCAUGACUACAAACAUCUCUACUUUGAGUCUGAUGCUGCUACCGUCAACGAGAUUGUGCUGAAGGUGAACUACAUCCUCGAGUCCCGCGCCAGCACCGCUCGAGCAGACUACUUGGCUCAGAAGCAAAGGAAGCUGAACAGGAGGACCAGCUUUAGCUUCCAGAAAGAGAAGAAGUCAGGACAGUAGCGAGGUCUAGGCUGGGCUAGAACAAAACUGGAAAAACG